Molecule: messenger RNA, 624 nt
Organism: Eremothecium sinecaudum
Lineage: Eukaryota; Fungi; Ascomycota; Saccharomycetes; Saccharomycetales; Saccharomycetaceae
Gene: NAT4
Product: N-terminal L-serine N(alpha)-acetyltransferase NatD
Exons: 1
Coding region: 1-624 (207 amino acids)
Molecular function (GO): acyltransferase activity, transferring groups other than amino-acyl groups
Source: RefSeq, a predicted model, not a curated record
AUGAACAACCCUACCAGCUAUCUGCUCGCACAGCUACAGCAUUCGUUCCCUGUGAAUCUAGAAACUAAAAAUAGCGAAGUUCUAGUCCGCGAAAUCCACUGUACUGACAAAACCGCUCCCCCGGCACGAAGAAGGCUUGCCCGUGAAUUGACUACCGUCAUAGACCGGACUCUAGGUCACCACUAUAACUCCCAUGCUCACGUCCUUUACGGCCGCAUCACCAGAUCCACGUCUUGGCAAGAUCACAAACUAUACGAACUUCAGGAACCAGGCAUAUGUCACGUCAUUUACAGGCCCGCAAUCAUGCCAUCUUCCCCUGUAGCCUGCUUUAUCUCUCUCCUCAUAUGCGAUGAUCCGUACAAACCUGGGGACCUGGCCCUCUACAUCCUUGAAAUUCAUGUGACUUCUUCCUUUCAAAACCAACGCUUCGGCUCUACGCUGCUGUCCGCCACACAGAAUGCUGCACACAAACUCAUGCACCAAAUUCCUUCUCUCCGUUGUCUUCAGCUCACCGUAUUCACUGAUAACCGGCGCGCACGUGGACUCUACACCCGGAAUAAUUUCGUCGUGCUGUCAAGUCAAGACAUUCCUGCCCCGCUAACUGUGAUGUAUUGUUCCCUGUGA